Molecule: messenger RNA, 1246 nt
Organism: Leptinotarsa decemlineata (Colorado potato beetle)
Lineage: Eukaryota; Metazoa; Arthropoda; Insecta; Coleoptera; Chrysomelidae
Product: tubulin beta-1 chain
Biological process (GO): microtubule-based process
Cellular component (GO): microtubule
Molecular function (GO): GTPase activity; structural constituent of cytoskeleton; GTP binding
Source: RefSeq, a predicted model, not a curated record
AACACCGAGGGAGCUGAAUUAGUAGACUCAGUUCUAGAUGUUGUGAGGAAAGAAGCGGAGACUUGCGACUGUCUACAAGGAUUCCAGCUCACACACUCCCUUGGAGGUGGUACCGGAUCUGGAAUGGGUACCCUCCUCAUCUCAAAGAUCCGUGAGGAGUACCCCGACAGGAUAAUGAACACCUACUCAGUCGUACCGUCGCCGAAAGUGUCGGAAACUGUCGUAGAACCCUACAACGCCACUCUAUCCGUACAUCAACUUGUAGAAAACACCGACGAAACGUAUUGUAUCGAUAAUGAGGCUCUUUAUGACAUCUGCUUCAGAACGUUGAAACUGACAAGCCCUACGUACGGUGACUUGAACCAUCUGGUAUCCCUCACCAUGUCUGGAGUCACUACCUGUCUUAGGUUCCCUGGUCAGUUGAACGCUGAUCUCCGCAAGCUGGCUGUGAAUAUGGUUCCUUUCCCGCGUCUCCACUUCUUCAUGCCAGGAUUCGCCCCUCUUACGUCAAUGGGUAGUAAGCAGUAUAGAGCCCUCACCGUACCAGAACUUACUCAACAAAUGUUUGACGCCAAAAACAUGAUGGCCGCCUGCGAUCCAAGACACGGAAGGUACCUCACGGUUGCAGCGAUAUUCCGUGGAAAAAUGUCGAUGAAGGAGGUUGAUGAACAAAUGAUGAACAUCCAGAACAAGAACAGCAGCUACUUCGUCGAGUGGAUCCCGAACAACGUGAUAACAGCUGUGUGCGAUAUCCCUCCACGUGGUUUGAAGAUGUCCGCUACUUUCAUCGGCAACACCACAGCAAUCCAGGAGCUCUUCAAGCGAGUUUCAGAACAGUUCACUGCUAUGUUCAGGCGGAAGGCUUUCUUGCACUGGUACACCGGCGAAGGCAUGGACGAGAUGGAAUUUACAGAGGCUGAGUCCAACAUGAACGACUUGAUAUCGGAAUAUCAACAGUACCAAGAAGCGACAGUGGAGGAAGAAGGAGAAUUUGACGACGAGGAGGAAGUGGAAGUCGAAAAUAACUAGUUUGUUGGUUAAAUGUUCAAAAAUGAUGUUGUACACUUUUUAUUUCCAGUAUUUUUGUAUAUAGACAUUCCUCUUUUGUUAAAACGAAUAACAACUACAUAUAUAGUUGGGCUAUUACGACCUUCUGUUGACUUCAUUUUUAUUGUUCUCGUUCGAAGUACUUUGACAGAUUGUUUUUAAAAAUGAACAAUAAAUACACUGCCAUUGUUUAUAUAAA